Tinamus guttatus (white-throated tinamou) is the source of this 1128-nucleotide messenger RNA. The record is from RefSeq and is a predicted model, not a curated record. NCBI's taxonomy places the organism in Eukaryota, Metazoa, Chordata, Aves, Tinamiformes, Tinamidae.
AUGGCCUCCCGAUCCGUGGGAAAUCAGCGCCCAGCUGCCCUCCUGGAUGCGGAGGUGCUUUUUGGCAGAUUAUUUUUAAACCUAGCUCGGUCACGCAGCUCAGGUUACCGCAGGCGCUUUGAUGAUGGUCUGUUCGUGUACGAUUGCAUCAAUGCAGAGAAGAAGACCGUAGGGAAUAAAGGACAGGAUGGACAGCCAGCAGAUAAAGGAAGUGAUGACAUCUUAGCUUUUGCCUUCUCCUUAUCCGGAAAUUAUUUUGCCUUGACAGAUGACAACAAACGUCUGAUUCUGUUCCAUACUACACCUUCAUGGGAAUGUGUUAGUGUCAGGUUCCAGGCACUGCCGUCUUUCGCAGCACUGAGUCCUGAUGACCGGUAUAUCCUAACGGCUGACAGAGAUGAGAAGAUCAGGGUCAGUUUGGCUAAAGCUCCUCAUAACAUUGUAUCCUACUGUCUAGGACACAAAGAGUUUGUAAGCAAAAUAUUUGUAAUACCCAACUAUCCAGAUUUGCUGUUGUCAGCUUCUGGGGACAGUACUGUGCGCCUGUGGGAGUACAAGAUUGGGAAGGAGGUGUUCUGCUGUGAUCUAAGCAGCCUCCGGGAGCCUGAGGCAACCCAAACCAACCAGAGAUACACUGUGUCAAGAAUAGCCUACUGCUGUCGAGGUGGUUAUGUUGCCGUUAUAUGUGACUGUAUUCCCACAGUCUACAUCUUUCAGCUUGAUGCCAUUGCCCAGCAGCUAGUUUACAGACGUCAAAUCUCCCUGGAGCAUAAAGGCUGGGACGUUGCUUUUGAGGAAACAGGAGAUCUCUGGAUUUUGCAGGAAAGCAAGGAAGCCCCUCUUUUGUUGCACAGGCCAGAGGAUGGACAGUGGAAGCCUGUAACUGAUGACAAAGGAUUGCAGAAGAUGUCAAAAUAUCUUCAUGACAACUGGACAAUGUUUGAAGGUUUUGUUGGUGCAGAGAGUCACUACAGCAGUCUCUACAAGGCUUCUUUUGAUAACAUGGCCACCUAUCUGCAGAGGAAAGAGGAAAGGUUGCAGCAGCAAAAAAAAAGAAAGGAUCUGCAACAUGGUUCUAAUGGACAAGCAAAAAAGAUUAAAACUGAAGAACCGUCACUAUGAUGCUAC